CCAUUAUACAUAAUGACCCCCUUGUAACCUGUGAUUGUUAGGAAAAUGGGUAGUUUUAAAGAGAAGGUUUUAGUGUUAGUUAUUUUUUUUGAACGCAAUUCGUGUGCACCGCUGUAUAAUUACGUCGCUGGUAUAUGUUUGUACAAAACAAUAGUUUGAUAAUAUUAUUUUAGAUAUUGCAUGUAAUCAAUUUAAUGUCAAUACAUAACAAUACAAUAUAUUAAUAUAAAUACCUACGUAUCAGCUUUUAUAUAUUGAACAUUAGCCGAAUUGACCAUUUGGCAUGUAAUAUGUGUUUAUUAAAUACAAUGGUACCUCAGAAGUGUAGGUUAAAAAACAUCGUUUAAGAUAUUACCCAUAGUAAUAUUGGUUUAAAAAGUACAUUAUUGGUAACCACUAAGGCACUAAUAGGUAUCACUAAUGGCCACAGACAAUUGCGAUGGACGGAAAACUUUAAACUGGCAUAUCAUAAUAAUAUAAUAUUAUUAUUAUAUUAUUGUUUAUCGAGUAACUACCUACCUAUAUAAUAUACUAUAUUGAGCAUUAGGUAAAUUCUAAACUUGUAUAGUGACCAGUGACCACAUUAUGUACAAGUGUUUAAUGUACAACGCGACUUCAAUACAUUAUUAACUAUUUUUAUAAUUGUAUUAUUAAAUUGGUGUUAAUUUUUUUUCAUAUGUAAAUUGUAAAUUGUAAAUAUAUUAUACUUUUGAUUUGUAAAUAUUAUAAUAUUACGUACGUAUACGUACCUAUAUAUAAGUAGGUACCUAGAUAUUAUAUAUUAUAAUUUGAUGCGUAGGCAUACUUUAAUUUUCGAGACAUCUUGUUAUUCCUUGCUUAUAUAUCCUGGCACUUGGCAGUAUUAUUUGUUAAUUUUCGAUUGUUUGUCACUGAAACUUACCUAAUAAUACCUAGUACAUACUAACAUUUAGAUUUAAGACAUCCAGUUUAUAAAUCGGAAAUAUUGUGCUGCUUUUUGGCUGUUUAUUACACCCAGUCAUUUCAGUUUACACGAUGGCUACAAACGAAAAGUAUCUAAAUAUAAGUAUUCAACCGUCGAAACUUCCACGGACUUCUAAAGCCACAUUUGAGUUGCCCAGAGAAAACUUGAGUAAUGCUGAACUCAGUGGAAAAUCGACUUCCGAUAGAACCAAACGCCGUGUGGCCCACGAUGCGUGGUUUCCUCUGCCGGUAAUUCCUAGGCUUGCAGUAGCUCCGGUACAGGUGGUUAAUCAGCCGAAUCCGAUAAAAGAGCAUGCCUUAAAGAAGGAAGACAGUUUCUCGCAUAGAAAGUCCUGCAAUGUAAGACAAAUUAACGAGACGGUUGAUUUGGAUUCAAGAGCCCAACGAAGCAAAUCGACAAGUUCUGGUGUUGAUGACAGGGUUAAGGCUAACAUAAGAGAGUUAGAAUUUGACGAAAAAGGGACGAAAAAGAAGCAAAAAAAAGGCAAUGUUGACAAGUCAAAAUAUAAAGACGUAAAACAAAGGGAAAAAGCACGCCCAAGUAAAGGUUUGGCCUAAUGUGGACACAAAAAGAAAUUUGUUGGCCCAAAGGUAUCAACAAACUAUACAAUCAGGCAUUAGCCAUAUGACAAUAUUGUCCCAUCAGAUUUAAGUUUCAGUUGAAAAUCACUGUAUGUUUAUGCAAAUAAAGUAUAAAUUGUUAACUAAAAUAAAAAUUUAUAUUCUGCAUA
Messenger RNA from Acyrthosiphon pisum (pea aphid), 1694 nucleotides. RefSeq lists its product as uncharacterized. Bases 1015 to 1521 code for a protein of 168 amino acids. The transcript has 8 exons. NCBI's taxonomy places the organism in Eukaryota, Metazoa, Arthropoda, Insecta, Hemiptera, Aphididae. The record is from RefSeq and is a predicted model, not a curated record.